AUGAUCUAUGCUUCUGAUAAGGCUCACCCACACAGGAAUGGAGAUACAAUUGUGGGGCUUGAGCAGAUUAUGCCGCUUGAUUCUUAUAUUCCUUCUCCCUUUACUUUCCAUUCUUCUUUUAAGAUUAUUGAAACAUAUCUUUUGGUUUUGAUCCUUUGCUUUUCAGAUGGCAAAACAUGCUGUCUUCACUUUACUGAACUGAGUUUGAAUGAUGCUUUCAUUGAUAUUUUUGAGUCACAUAUAGAAGUCAAAUUGAUAUUGUACACAAGGGAAAUUAUAACCUGUGCUCAGCCUCUUUUUACAGUGAAUUUUGUACUUAAUAAUGAGUUCAAACACACCAAGAAAACAGUUUGGAUUAUUCAUGGAUAUAGGCCAUUUGGCACAAACCCAGUAUGGCUUCAAAAAUUAACAAAAAUUUUGCUAUCUUUAGAAGAUCUGAAUGUAAUCAUAGUUGAUUGGAAUCAUGGUGCUACAACUUUACUUUGUGAAAGAGCCAUACGAAGAAGCUGGACAGUUGCUGAAAUAUUGAAAGAGUAUGUUAAAAGGAUGAUGAAAUAUGGAAUUCCUCUUCAGUCUUUUCAUUUCAUAGGAGUGAGCCUUGGGGCUCAUAUAUCAGGAUGUGUUGGAAGCCUAUUUAAUGGUCAACUUGGGAGAAUUACUGGUAACAUUGACCCAGCAGGACCAGGUUUCAAUAAUAUGCCAAGAAAAAUGAGAUUAGAUUAUACAGAUGCACAAUUUGUUGAUGUCAUCCAUUCUGAUAUUAAUGGUCUUGGUAUCAGCCACUCUAUUGGACAUAUAGAUUUUUAUCCUAAUGGAGGAAAAAAACAACCUGGCUGCCCCAAAUCAGUAUUUUCAGGUAGAUCUUUUUCAAUUUUAACUUAG
Vombatus ursinus (common wombat) is the source of this 882-nucleotide messenger RNA. RefSeq names its product lipase member I-like. Gene Ontology annotation, molecular function: lipase activity. The record is from RefSeq and is a predicted model, not a curated record. Lineage: Eukaryota; Metazoa; Chordata; Mammalia; Diprotodontia; Vombatidae. The coding region runs from base 1 to 882 and encodes 293 amino acids. The transcript has 6 exons.